CUCAGAGGUGGUUCCAAAUGACUAUCAUGUUAUGUGAAAUGGGUUAAGAUGUUGUUCUUAAUAUCGCUGGCUGCUUUAUGCGGUUUAACUCAAACUGAGCAACUGAUUUGUAUGCCCAAGUCCUUCAUCAACGAAUCUAACCCUGAUGAAAAAGUACUCCGACCCUCCUUAAAAAACGGGACACGACUAUCGUUCAGUUUCUCACUAAAGACGGACAACAACAACAGUGGUCAUUAUGUUGACUUUGAGAGCUACACCCGUCAAGUGGUCCUGAGAUUACAGUUUAACCACAAGUGUGACAACUGUAAUAAAUCUCAGUUGACAUUAUCGUCGAUAAGACGGAAGAACACAGGGGGUGAAGGUUAUGACACCCCUGAAACAGUUGGCAAGACAGAGGUGAAGGAGUUCUCUCACGGUACAAUUCCGGUUCAAAUCAUCCUUAACACAACUGUUACCGACAAGGGGUCAGUAUUUCAAUUCUACUUCACGAUAGAGGCCCAAAAAGACGGUGAUGAAUAUUACGACCCUGUGAAGCAUUUCAGAGUUCACGAAUAUAACUACAUUCCUUAUCAGACCACUAGUAUUAUAUACCUUAAGCCUCUGCCAAAUCUCGUCGCUAGGAUUUGCUAUCCUGAUGAUGAAUGCAAAAGAGUGUGCCUAUCAUGUCCCCAGGGGACCAGGCUCCAGCCCUUGGUAGAUUCAGAUGAGGGAAGCAACUUCAACAACACUCACUUCAACAACACUCACAAGUGCACGGAGUGUUUCCCCGGGACUCACUCUGCCUCAGUUAACAGCGAGCAGUGUUCAGUGUGUCACCCUGGUUACUUCGCGGAAAUGUUCUCCAUGUCCAGUUGUGAGCAGUGUUCGAAGGGUACGAGCUCCAAUAUAACCGGGAGAAGCACGGAAUGUGACCAGUGUGUUUUGGGAUCGUACUCCUCUGAGCCUGGAGCAAAGCAGUGUGUCACGUGUCCUGCUGGUUCGAUAACAGAUAAAGCGACUGGGGCUAAGACGUGUACCCCGUGUGAAGCUGGAACAUUCUCUCCGGGCGAAACUACUGUGUGUAGAAACUGUCCCGACAACUCUGUCAGUCCUAAUACAGGCACAGUUGAAUGUGAGCAAUGUAUUUACGGAGCAUUGACUGCUACCCACUGCACGUGCGUUGCCGGGACUCAGCGCGUCAGUGAAACCACGUGCGAAGUAUGCAAAGAAGGAACGUACACACCACGUGACAACAUGAUAGAAUGUUUGGAAUGUGCUGGGAAAGUGACGGAGACCCACAAGUGUGAGUGUCCGGGACACAUGAAACUGGUGGAUGAUGUUUGUGUUCGGAAUUCUUGUACGCCAGGACAAAAGAAGAACGCGGACGGAACGUGUAGUACAUGUUCACACGGGAGUUAUAGUGUCGAGGCAGACUCAGAGAAAUGUCUGCUUUGUGAUCCGGGAUCUUAUCAAGAUACUGAGGGAGACGUCCAGUGUAAACCCUGCCCUCAAGGUACUUCACAGCACCUGAGAGGAUCUGGAUCAUGCGCACCUUGUCAGCUGUCAACAUAUCAGAACAAGAUCGGCCAGCGCACGUGUACGCACUGCCGGGGAACUGUUAACUCUGUCGAACACUCCUGUCAAGAAGACUUGUUCGAGUGUGGUGCUAAUACAAUAGAGUACACCAACAUUGGAUCCGUGACAUGGCCCCGGGCUGACAACAAUAAAGUGGUUAAAGUUAAAUGCGAACACGGCGGUAUCGCCUUGAGAAGUUGUGUAGAAGAUAGUUGGUUGCAACCGAUUCUACUGGAUUGCAACUCACAAGUCACAGAAAAAUUGAACAAAGUUUUGGACAACAAUGAUAAUCAGGAUGUUGAAGCAAUAAAGGAGAUCGUGUCUGAGGAAAUCUCCCAAUUUGGUCCCAAAGAUAUAAAGAAAGUUGCCAUAGCAAUCGAGACCAUAUCUCCUAAAAACAAGCAGGUAGCAACCAGCAAAUUAGAAACUGCUGUUCAGAUUACGAGUUACGACACAACCCUGCAGCACGUCUUUGAGGUAGCAACCAGCAAAUUAGAAACUGCAGUUCAGAUUACGAGUUACGACACAACCCUGCAGCACGUCUUUGAGGUGGUUACUAUAGUUACUAGUAACUAUAGUAACUAGUAACUAUAGUAACCAUGUUUUAACCCCAGGUAGCAACCAGCAAAUUAGAAACUGCUGUUAAGAUUACGAGUUACGACACAACCCUGCAGCACGUCGUGGACUUGUCUACAAAAGAAAGGAUUGUGUCGAUUGUAGAGGAAGGUGUAGGUUUCUUGGUUGAGAAUGGAGAUAACAACCUGGAGAGGUUUAACUCCGACGACAUCUCGAUAAGUGUAAACCGUCAGGGUAGCCCUUCAAAACAACUUGGUCAGGAUCAGAUGGUUUCAAUCACUCAGAACUCGACUUUCUCUACAAUUGUGUACCACAAUUCCAAGCUGUUCGAGUCUCAGAGUUCCAGGACUGAUCUGAUC
Messenger RNA from Bolinopsis microptera, 2489 nucleotides. RefSeq lists its product as uncharacterized. The transcript has 17 exons. The record is from RefSeq and is a predicted model, not a curated record. Bases 49 to 2139 code for a protein of 696 amino acids. NCBI's taxonomy places the organism in Eukaryota, Metazoa, Ctenophora, Tentaculata, Lobata, Bolinopsidae.